GCGGUAGAAGGUGUUGGUAGGCAUUGCGAAAGAGGGAGGGACGUGCGAGAGAAAAGAGGAAGGGACGAAAGAAGGUCCUUUAAUAGUAGACGGAGCCGCGGUACGAUGACACAGCGCGAGUCUGCCAGCGGCAUCCAAACAGUUGUACCAUCGGGGAAGCACCAAUCUGAGAGGGGCUCGGCUUGA
Serpula lacrymans var. lacrymans S7.9 is the source of this 186-nucleotide messenger RNA. RefSeq lists its product as uncharacterized. Lineage: Eukaryota; Fungi; Basidiomycota; Agaricomycetes; Boletales; Serpulaceae. The record is from RefSeq and is a predicted model, not a curated record. The transcript has a single exon. The annotation marks the transcript as partial.